AUGCUGAUCCUCCUUCUCCUCUCUUCGGUUGCAGUAGUUAGUCUGGGAACAGUGGCGGAAGCGGCAGAGAGCGUAUGCAACCUGCCCCUGGAUAAGGGAGAACAAAGCGUCGACUGGGGGGCAAAAUAUGGCUACAACCCUGAUGAAAAGAUCUGCGAACUUUUCAACUAUGGUGGAAAGGGUGGUAAUGCCAACAGAUUUGAGACAAUGGAGGAAUGUGAAAAAGCAUCUAGACUUUGUUUCAAGAGACCGCCAGAGAACGUAUGCAACCUGCCCCUGGAUAAGGGAGAACAAAGCGUCGACUGGGGGGCGCAAUAUGGCUACAACCCUGAUGAAAAGAUCUGCGAAACUUUCAACUAUGGUGGAAAGGGUGGUAAUGCCAACAGAUUUGAGUCGAGGACGGAAUGUGAAGAAGCAACUAAGCACUGUCCCCAGAGAGGUAGGUCAAAGAGCUUUUUCUUCUUUUCCUAUUAUUAG
This is a messenger RNA of Dibothriocephalus latus, 477 nucleotides long. NCBI's taxonomy places the organism in Eukaryota, Metazoa, Platyhelminthes, Cestoda, Diphyllobothriidea, Diphyllobothriidae. The record is from the annotation of a GenBank genome assembly.